UCGGGUGGAAUCUGAAGGGCGAAGGCUCGAGCAUCACGGCAGGCAAUGAGACUGUCAGUGGAAGAAAGUAGCCACGAGGGACACUUGGAGGGGGAGAGCUGCAAAUAGGGCUCUUUUUUUUUUUUUUUUUUUUUUUUCACUGCUUGAUCGGCUGUAGGGGAAAGAGAACUUCAUGAGCAAUGAUCUGUGCUGAAUGUGGAGCUUCAUCUUAAGGUCGACAGUUCGAAAUCUUUGGCAGCAAGUGAGAAGGUGGAAGGGAGUGGUACUCGCCGCGAGAUGCCAUCAGCCUCAAAACGAUAAGGAUGGAGUAUUGAGAGCGAAGGAUGUCGAGCUGAGGAAUAGACAGGAUGGUAUUCACAGAUCAGGGGGUGAUAAUGACGAUACUGAUGAUGAUGAUGAUGAUAAUAAUGAAGGUGCUAAUGAUCAUGAGGAUCAUAAUGGUGAUAAUAUGAAUCGUUCAAAUCAGAUGACUGGGGAUGGCAAUGAAGAUGGUGAUAAUGAAACGUUGGAAUCGUUGGAAUCACCUCAAAACGGUGAUGGUGGUGGUGGUGGUGGUGGUGGUGGUGAUGAUGAUGAUGAUGAUGAUGAUGAUGAUGGUCAUGAUGAUCAUCAUGAUGAUGGUGAUGAUGAUCAUCAUGAUGAGGAUGAUGAUGAUGGAGAUUAUGGUGAUAUGAACCGUUUGAAUCAGAAGACUGGGGUUGAAGAAAGGGAAGAUGAUAACGCAGGUCUGGGCGGUACAGUCUAUUGGGAUACGAAGAGAAGUGAAGACAGGAGAGUGGAUUUCAAAGCUUCCAACGACACGAAAGGCAGUGAGCAGAAGGAGAGUGAAGACAACAGUGUUGAAAAAACUCGUGACUGGCAGUGGAGGAGACGGGAUUGGCGAAUUCCGUGGUGCAGAGAGAGAACGCUCUGAGUGUCUCUGUAUGUGUGCGUUCGUGUGUGUGUGUGUGUGUGUGUGUGUGUGUGUGUGUGUGUGUGUGUGUGUGUGAGAGAGAGAGAGAGAGAGAGANGAGAGAGAGAGAGAGAGAGAGAGAGAGAGAGAGAGAGAGAGAGAGAGAGAGAGAGAGAGAGAGAGAUCAUUGAAUCAUCAUUUGAAUCAUUGAACAUCAUUGAACAGAGGGAUCAUUGAACCUUCGCUGAGGGGUUUCAGAUCUCCAUGAAAGUGUUAUUGACAGAAGCAAGGUAGUUGCCAAGAGGAUAG
Chara braunii is the source of this 1201-nucleotide messenger RNA. The record is from the annotation of a GenBank genome assembly. Lineage: Eukaryota; Viridiplantae; Streptophyta; Charophyceae; Charales; Characeae.